Messenger RNA from Giardia duodenalis, 912 nucleotides. RefSeq lists its product as uncharacterized. The record is from RefSeq and is a predicted model, not a curated record. The coding region runs from base 1 to 912 and encodes 303 amino acids. The transcript has a single exon. Lineage: Eukaryota; Fornicata; Diplomonadida; Hexamitidae.
AUGUCUGCUUCGCAAGGUUCACGCUGGAAGCACAAGGCAGCUAUUCUUCUUUACUCUUCGUUUGGGGCAGUGCUUGGUGUCGCGCUAUGCAUAGGUUUUAUCCCCUACAAGGACUUUGAGAUAGCGAAGGAAAAGGCUGUGCCAGAUCAGACGCGCCAUGGCAAGCAGUGGUCUGCCUCUGCCCCCUUAGGUUCUCUCCAGGAUAUCAUUGAGGACAUUGAGGAUAGGUACGAUGUCAAUUUGCCAGCGAUUCUCGGAAUAGCUUCGAUGCUGGGCGUGUUCCUUCUAUUUCUUUUUGCCCUUAUACUUAUAAGCAUCAUCAAGUGCGCCUUGGCCUGCAAGUGCGCUGCGAAUAACAAGCAUCUGCGUUCUCAGCGUUUCGAGGUGGCGUACAGGAUCCUUUUGGGCCUGGGCCUCCCCGUUUAUAUCCCUGCAUAUCUGAUGCAUGUAUGGACAGUGAGCUUCCUCCUUUCUCCAGGAUCCCUUAGGAAUGUGUUGUGGGGCGUGGGGUGCUAUAUGGGAAUUCACGCUCUUGUGCUCGGGCUGACUGCCGCCUUUGUCAUGAUAAUAGGGCCCCCAAUCCUUUACUCUGGAAGGCCGAGCCUAAUAGCGAUCCUUUACAUACUCAGCGCAGCCAUUGCUGGGUCAGUCCUGUUCGCGCUCAUUAUCAUCGACGGGAUCCGCAUCAACGUUCCUUAUUCCGACCUUCUGUCAAUCUGCUAUGUCCAUGUGCCAACUAUUUUAGUCGCGCAUACCUUACUAUACGUAUUUACUGUGACAAACCAAGAGGGAUGCAGGCUAACGUGCCAGAGUAGGCGUCCCAACCUCAAGAAGUCGGAGGAAAAAGACGCCAAUGCGGAAGAGGUCAACGAGCUCCUUGAAGGCUCCCAAAGUAAUGAGAAUGUAUUUUAA